UGAAAAUCAGCUUAAAUUCACUGCUGACUAUUUUUAUCGUCGGCAACGUCACACGUGUACAAACUCCAGAUGUUGACAUUUGACAAAACUGUAUACAUGUUUUCUACAGUAUAACGCAAGGAAAAUGUAAUCUGAUCACUGAAAAAACUGGCCAUGGAUAGUGAGGCCAUAUUUUAUGGCAUCAAGCUUGUCUUGGUGUGCAUUGUAUGGUACAUUUCCAGUGCGAGCGGAAAUAUUAUUGGAAAGUUGGUGUUGACAGAAUUUCCGUAUCCUAUGACAGUGACUCUCGUCCAGCUUAUAUCAGCAGCAGUUUAUUUAGGCCCGAUCCUAGGACUUCUAGGUGUCCCACACACAGGCAAUGUUCCUAAAAGAUAUUAUUUCACCAUGAUUAUUCCACUGGCAUUGGGGAAAUUCUUGUCAUCACUGUCUUCUCAUGUCAGCAUCUGGAUAGUUUCUGUUUCAUACGCCCACACUGUGAAAGCCACCUUGCCAUUAUUUACUGUUGUUCUUUCAAGAGUUCUGCUUGGGGAAACACAAACAUAUCCAGUAUAUUUAUCAUUACUGCCCAUCAUAGGAGGUGUUAUCAUUGCUACAUUAACUGAAGUAUCAUUUGAAUUUAUGGGAUUACUCAGUGCUCUUGGUGCUACACUGGGAUUCUCGUUAAUGACUAUUUUCUCUAAAAAGUGUCUACAUGAAACUGGUCUUCAUCAUUUACGAUUACUAGUGUUACUGUGUAGAAUAUCUGCUUUAUGUUUCUUCCCUGUUUGGUUGAUAUUUGACUUUAGAAAAAUUAUCUACAGUGAGGAUACAGUAGUAGAGGGAAAGUCGCUGGCCACUCCAGUAUUAUUAUUGUUUUUUGAUGGCUUGUUCAGCAUGUUACAGAAUGUAUUUGCCUUCACUGUCCUGGCUAUGGUGUCUACAUUAAGUUAUGCUGUAGCUAAUGCCACAAAGAGAGUGGUUAUAAUUGGUGCUUCUCUGUUCGUUUUACAGAACCCUAUUACUAUGUCUAAUUUUAUUGGCAUGAUGGUCGCAAUAUUUGGGGUGUUAGUUUAUAACAAGGCUAAAUAUGACCAAAAUCAAGCAAAAAAGAGAGAGACAAUUCUUCCCUAUAUUCGUAGUGACUCGAAUCUCAAUGCACAUUACAAAGGCAGUCUUCCUCAUUCCAAAAGUAUGUCUAAUCUACGGGAAAAUGGAUAUGUCCAUCCUGAUGAUCAUAUAUUGUUACAGAAUAAUGUACAAAUGGACCAUGUGACGUUGCUUCCACCAAUGAAAGAUGAUAAAGAAAGAGGUUUUGGACUUUCUGAUUUGCAUUCCAGAGGAGUUCAUCAUGUGUGAUAGAAAUGUUUUUAUGUAAUUUACGCAAUGCAGAUUUAUCUUAUAGGCAACCAUUUGUUUUUUUAUCGUUUACAUUAUUUGAGGUAAAUGUUUUCUAAACUGUGAUAAAAGAAUUAUAAUAGCAUUAUUUUGCAAUCAUUUUGUCAUAGUGAAACCUAGCCAAACAGAACCCUUUCGGAUCUGAAUAUUUUGUUUUUUUUAGGUACUGUGGUUUUGAAUAUGCAUGAAAAAAUUAAUAAUGUAUGUCCAAUUCAUAGCCUGUGACUUACCUUUUAUCUUUACCCAAAACAAAAUUUUGAAAAAACCAAGUCUCUCUAAGUUUUUGGCUCUUUACAUUAAGUAAAGUGUGUGCUUCAGUACGGUUUUGUUUAAAUCAGAAUUUAUGGUAGAAUUAACGAAACAGUUAUAAACUUGAGGUAAAUCAGGUAUGAUAAUUUUUCUAAUAUAUUGUAUAAGUUUAUAACUGAUUUAUUUAUUUUAAAAGUAUUUUUGUGCAGCAUAUUGUUGGACCAAAGUUUUAUUGUUUAAAAUCCACAGCUAUUGCGUAAUCAUGUGCUUGAAGAUUGUUGUAUGUACAGGAUACUUACAAUUUGUUAAUUAUAUAGAUAAUAAAAGCUUGUGGAAAAACAGUUUUGAGUUAGUCUACCAUUUUAAAUGAAUUAUGUACAGCAAACAUUUAGUUUCUGUCGCCAUAAAACAAUGAAAUUAGUGAUAAAAUAAACAUUUUUGGUUUAACAAAUUACGAUGUUUUCUGUUUAUUAUGACUAAAAUAUUAAUUUUUAUGGCAUUGAAUAUCAUUUGUUUUAACAAAAGGGUGCAGGAAUUCAUUUGAUAAAAGAUAUCUACAUACUUAUUUUAUAACUAGUCAUAGAUUUAUUGAUGUAAGAUUAUCUUCAGCUUAGUAAUCAAAUAUGUUCUCAAUGAAAUAGAAAUUGAAAAAAUAUAUUUUGGUAUUGAUGACUAUAUUUGUUUUUUCCCUCUGCUUGACUGAAUUUUAGUUUAAAGAAGUGUCUUGUAUAUUUUACAUCAAACAACUGUCCUAUAUCAUUGAAAUCAUCACCGUUUGGACAUGGUUCAAAUCCUUUUGUCUACUAUUAAUGUGAUUAACCUAAUUUUGAUGGGCGAGAUCCUGCUGAUAAUGUUCAUGCUUUCUGGAAUCUCACCUUCAGUAUUAAGAAUUUUUAGUUUAUGGAAUUCUUCACAAUCCUUGCAAUUGGAAUUGCAAUUGUUUGCUUUUUAUCAUGACAUUAACUUUGCAAGAGAUCAUAUUUUUUCAAAGAUUUAUGGCAUUUUUGAAAAUAUUACAAGGAAGGAAGGUUUCAUGGUAUUGUCCAUGUAGAGGCUAAGAGAAUAUUAAAACAAGAAAAGAAAACAAUAAUCAUAAUUUUCAUUCUAUUCAUGUAUCAACAGCUCAUCCUGUAAAAGAUGAAUGCUCUCAUAGAUGACUUAUUUAUUUUAUUUAACAUUGUACAUGAUCCCUAAUCGGAUAUAAAGUAUUAUAAUCAAAUCUGACACAAUAUUUGUUAUUUUGUUUAGGGUAAUACUUUAACUUAUGAAAUUAUUCUGUACAUUUAUUAUUGCGAUUUUGUCAUUUUAGACUCAAAAUAGAAGGUUUUUCCGCCAAAUAGUUAUUAAGUGCUCAAAAAAUGGUGUGAAAAUGACUACAUGAAAUUUCCCUUCUGAACAUUUUAAUAGGAGGGAGAUCUCCAAGUAUGAAACAUUAAAACACAGAAACAUAUGGUAUUCAUACAGGAUUUUUCAGAGCCUAUGUAUCAAUUUAUUUUUCAAUCUUGAUUCUGAAUAUAUUGUUAUAUUGUUUACUGCAUAUUAUAAAUGAACCAAUAACCAUGUACCUAGUCAAAUGCAUCUGAAAACACAAGUCUCAUUUUGAUACAGUCAGGAAAUUAAAGAUUAGUACUGCCAUUGUUUUAUAUUAAUACUACUGGUAUUUUUAUUUUUUUUAACUCCUUGCAAUGCAACAGCAUACAUGAUAAUAAAAAAUAUAGCAGAUAUUUCAAUGAAAAAAAUCAUAUCUGCCAAACUAUAUAAAAUAUUAACAUCAAAUUGGUUCAUAUUUAAAAAAAAAACCACUAAAAAUAACCAACUGCAGUCUGUAUCUCCUCCUCAGAUGUAUAAAUACUCUGGCUGCAAGUGACUAUACAGGAAUCUAGUCUAAAUUUUAUUUAUCUAUCAUAUUUAUACAUUAAAGUUAAUUGUCAGCGACUGUUAUUUAUUUGUUAUGAGUUGGUGUACUGUAAUCAGUUUCAUACUGACAAUGCUAUUUGUUUAGUAAAUUGUAUCAAUAUGCUUUAUACUUUGUCACAUUUUUUGUGAAUAGUGUAAAGUUUUACAGUAUUAAAGGAAUUAUUUCUUCCUGUUUCUUACAAACAGCAAACAUUUGUUGUAACUCUGAAACACAAUAUACAUGUAUCAUUAUUCCAUAUAUUAAAAUGUUUUUAUAAAAAUAUGAAUUGCCUAAGCUUUUCAUCUCAGCUCACCUGGCUAUGUAAGCUAUUUUUGUCACUUGGUGUACAUAUAUCAUCUGUAUCUUCUUUUUAUUUACAUUUAUUCUGUAACUCCUGAACCAAUUUCAAACAAAGAUGAAUUUAAUGAUCAUUCCAGCAUCUUUUUAUGAAGUUUUGCUUUUUGUUUAUGCUAAUUAACCAUCAUGGUUGCCAUGACUAAAAAUAGAACAUAAGGGUAAAAUGAAUUGAUUCACAAAAAUGCUUAUAUGACCAAAUCCAUUUGGUGACUUCUUUUAGGAUUAAUAACCCUUAAGGUAAAUUAUGAUUUCGGACCAAUUUUCUAAUAUUGCCGAUUACAUUGAAAUUAUAGAAGAUAGGCAGCAAUACAAGAUAUAAAUUGAUAGGUGAGUGAUUCAGGAUUUAAAUUCUUAGUAUUUUCUGAUUAGAAGCCAUGAUUGUUUUACAAUCCAUGACGGCAUAAGCCUAAAAUAUCUUGCCAGUUCUGUUAAUUUUUUCUUCAAAUUUUGUGUAUUAAUAAAAUAUAAAGAGUUGAUUAUUCAGAAUAUUUUUGAUGUAAUUUGGAAAUAAUUUAUUUUUAAUAUUUUAUCUCGAGUUAUUGAGGUAAAACUUUAUAGUGAUAUUAGAAUUGGAAGGCAUGCAUCCUAAUAAAUAGUUAAUGUUACAAAAUGUUUGUUAUAAGUGUUUAUUGACAUCAGUUUUGAAUGUAGAAUUUAUUUGAAUUUAUUUAUUGUUUUUUAUCAUAGAUAUUUGUCUUGCAUUUUUAUGAUGGUUUUGAUAGUGUUUGCAAUCACUGUUUUGACCAACAUUUACUUUAUAAUAAAAUUGUUGAUGCUGAAUGCAAAGUUACAUUGUUAAAGGUAUAUUUUAUAUUGAAGGAUUAAAGGAAAAAUAAAAAAAGUUUUUAAAUAGA
Molecule: messenger RNA, 4731 nt
Organism: Mytilus trossulus (common blue mussel)
Lineage: Eukaryota; Metazoa; Mollusca; Bivalvia; Mytilida; Mytilidae
Product: solute carrier family 35 member E1 homolog
Exons: 6
Coding region: 154-1335 (393 amino acids)
Cellular component (GO): Golgi apparatus
Molecular function (GO): antiporter activity
Source: RefSeq, a predicted model, not a curated record